Macrobrachium nipponense is the source of this 645-nucleotide messenger RNA. RefSeq lists its product as uncharacterized. The record is from RefSeq and is a predicted model, not a curated record. Lineage: Eukaryota; Metazoa; Arthropoda; Malacostraca; Decapoda; Palaemonidae. The coding region runs from base 1 to 645 and encodes 214 amino acids. The transcript has a single exon.
AUGCCUUCAACACCAGAGGAAUGGAAAAAUGUGAGCAACGAUUUUUGGAGAAUGUCGAAUUUCCCAAACUACCUUGGAGCCAUUGACGGCAAACAUAUUGAAAUACGGCAGCCGCCUGGUACUGGGUCCUAUUUUUAUAACUACAAAAGCACUUACAGUAUUAUUCUUAUGGCUAUAUGUAAUGCUAAUUCAAGUUUCAUCUAUGUAGAUGUUGGUGUAAAUGGACGGGUGUCUGACGGAGGUGCGUGGGCGAACACCAGUAUCAGUCAGCGUAUUGUCAAUCACACUGCCGGAUUGCCAGAGGAUGCCAAGCUACCUGGGAGCGAUAAAACCUUGCCAUUUGUCUUUUUGGCCGACGACGCUUUUCUUUUGCAACGUCAUAUAAUGAAGCCAUAUCCAUACCAGAAACAAACUACAAGCAAACGGAUAUUUUCGUAUCGACUCUCCAGAGGACGACGUACCGUGGAAAAUGGAUUUGGAAUGCUUGCAAAUAGAUUCCGAGUGUUCCUUGCACCAAUCAAUUUAGCCCCGGAAAAAGUUGACAUAAUGGUACUUGCAUGUACUGCUCUCCACAACAUUUUACGGAAAGAUGAAAUAAACCAGUAUUCACAACCCGAGGGGCGCUUGGAAACCGAGUGUCUCUGA